This is a messenger RNA of Caenorhabditis auriculariae, 15986 nucleotides long. Lineage: Eukaryota; Metazoa; Nematoda; Chromadorea; Rhabditida; Rhabditidae. The record is from the annotation of a GenBank genome assembly.
AUGCCACCUCGUCCGGAAGUGGAAGAGAACUGCUUUACUCCUAGGAGCUAUCAAGUCAGUUUUUGACUUUCCUUCGCGGGGUAAAAAAAGCAAAUUUUCAGAUUGAAUUGCUUGACAAAGCUUGCAAAAAGAAUGUGAUUGUACAACUAGGCACAGGCUCCGGCAAAACUUUCAUCGCAGUGCUGCUUUUGAAGGAGUAUGCCGUUCAGAUGGUCGCUCCUUUGAGCAACGGCGGGAAGAGAUCGUUUUUCAUUGUAGACAAAGGUUUUAGGAGGAAUUCGGUCUGAAGAAAAUCAUGUUUUGCAGUGAACCUGGUAGAUCAGCAAGCUCAACAUAUUGAAAGGCACACGGCCUUCCGCGUGGGCCGACUCCACGGAAGUUGCAACCAGAAUGUGUGGUCCGACAGGAAGAAUUUCCAGGAUUUCCUCAAGACUCAUCAUGUUUGUCUUCGAAGUUCAGUACAGUGAACUCUUCUGACCUCAGGUUAUCGUGAUCACCGCCCAAAUCUUCUGCGAUCUCAUAUCUCACGCGUUUCUGUCGUUCGAGACCGUCUGCGUGAUGAUAGUCGACGAAUGUCAUCAUGUUUUCGGCUCGAAACACGCCUAUCGGCUCAUUAUGAACCGAUACCGCGAGCUGAUGGAUGGUUCUACUUGUUUCAAAACGAAUUUGAAGAAAAUUUCCAGCUGGGAAUUCUCAACUUCCUCGAGUUCUCGGGUUGACCGCCAGUUUGAUCAAGGAUAAAACAACGCCGAACGAAUUGGAAACACACUUGUCGAAGUUGGAGAAGAUCAUGUGUUGUUCUAUAGAAACGGCAUCGGAUCUUGUGUCCGUAAGUGUUCACUUGAUUAUAUAUUCUGUUUAAAAUUCAUGGUGUGGUGUUACUGGGAAAAGAUUAGUGGCCACUUUAGGGUUUCGACGUUUCAGUGGCCACUUAAAUGACUAAAGCGACCUUUUUACAAGUAUUAGAGGUACUACUAGCAAACUUGAAGCUUCUAUAGUGGCCACUAAGAAAUAAAAUUAAUGGCUUUUAGAGAGGUAGUUUCAGUGGCCACUUCAGUGUCCUCUCCAAGUAGUCCUUGAGAAACUUUUUAAAUGGCCACUAAGAACUUUUGUCAACAGGAAACAUUUCUAUGAAGCCUUUUUCGACUUCUUCCGACUUUGCCUAUUAAACAUAAACCGACUUUUUUCGAGUUUUGAUCCGUUUUGAGUCUUUUUUUAAAGAGAACUUCUGCGCCUUUAAACAUCGCUGAAAGCAUUGCUAACUAAGAAAAACGCCUUUCAGCUCUCGAAAUAUGGAGCGAAGCCCCGGGAGUGCAUCACCGCCUGCAGAGACUUCAACUUCUCUUCUCGUACCACCAAAUUCGUUCAGAGCGUUCUGGUAAGGAAAAAGCCUUCAAUAUCAUACGACGGUAAACAUUUUGAAGCACGACGCGCAAAGGUUCUUCGACACGACCAACGAGAUCAACGUCCAUUUGGAUAUGGAUCCGAGGAGUAAGAUCCGCGAUGGUUUGAGAAAACCGCUGGAUGUUCUGCGACAACUCGGCCCCUGGGCUGCUUUCAAGGUUUGCAGUAAAAAAAGAGAUAGUUUUCGUAAAUUUAUGGUUUUUCCAAACCACUUGAAAAACAAAGAUACUGUUUGAAGUUUUUUUGAAAUUUCAAACAGUAUCUUUUUUUAAGCUUGUCAAUAGUGAAUAUUUUUUUGCUGUGCUAGGAAAAAUCAAAGCUUAGAUAUUUUUUUAAUGCUUUUUCUUACUUCUUUUCCUUCAUCAAUUUUGCAAAUUUUCCACUUUUUUUCCCGCAUUUUUUUGGCUCAGCUAUUUAUUUAUAGUUAGUUCACUAUAGCUUCGAAUUUUUCGAAGAUUUGAUUUUUGGCUGAUUGAGUGAAAAUUAUCAUAUUUUAAAUAGUUGAGCCAUUUUUUUUUCUUUUUUUCUCUUAUUGUCUUUUAUUAAAGCGAAAUUUAUCCGUUUAAAACAUUUUUUUGAGUUUUCAUUGUUCUUUCACAAACUAUUUUGCUUGAAUGUUUCUUCUGAUACUAAAAAGUUUCCCUAAUUUAACUAAUAUUCCAAACGAGUUACUGCUAUUAAUCAUCUUUCAAAGGUAUGCCAACUCUUCGAAAAGAACUUGGGCAAGACUCUGAAGCAAGAAAUGUUGCCGGAUAAAACCGUCAAAUUCCUGAAACUCGCGAGAACUUCCCUGAAAACGGCUUGUCGAUUGUUGGAACAGGAGGUAUAUCGAAACUUUUUAAAUAGAAAUGAAAAUGUUCUUGAAGAUCUGUCACAUCAAAAAUCCAGAGCAGCUACGGCCAUUUGUUCCUCACAAGUUCAUACGACUUUAUGAGGUUUUUUGACAAAGUUUCUUUUGGAAAAUACUUCUUCCAGAUGCUCAAAGUUUUCUCACCAGAGUUCCAAAAAACGCACUUGGGCAAGGAAACGCCGGAACCUCUCUGCGCGAUUGUUUUUGUCGACCAGCGAUAUGUCGCCUAUGCUCUGAACGUUGAGAUUACACUCUUCAUAUGUUGGAGAUGAUCUUUUUCAAGGUUCUACUGAAACAACUGAGAAAUUGGGACCCGCAAAUGAGAUAUCUUUCCUGUGAUUAUGUCGUCGGCGCUAGUGGCAACGCCAUGGCUUCGGGAGAUGCCGAAUUCUACAAAAAACAGGGAGAAGUAACUCUUCCAUCAGUUCGAGUUCGAAUAAGCUCUCUGUAGACUCUGAGGCGGUUCCACCGAGGCGAUUUGAAUCUUCUCGUGGCGACGAACGUUCUGGAAGAAGGCGUCGACGUCAAGCAGUGUAACCUCGUCGUCAAGUUCGACAGACCCUUGGAAAUGCGGUCUUAUGUCCAGGUGGGAGAAGAAAGAUGAUUUUUACGGGAAAUAUACAUUGGUAGACCUUUUUUGAAGUCAUUACUACCUCGUGGGGCUCUGAACUUUUUUUUAAAUGUUGUCAGCAAUGCUUUUCUGAGACUGAAGCUCACUUCAACAUCUAACUUUUUUUUUUUCUAAAGUCCCUCUUGAAAUUUCUGUCAUCCUUUUGGACUGAUUGAAUUUUUUAUCCGCCCACGUAUGGUUGAAGGUGUAAGAAUUCAGAUCAAAUAUGUUGCUAUUAAGAUUUUCAAAAUUUCAAAUAAUCAAUGAAAUAUUCAAGGAAAAAAAUACUUUCUUAAGAAAUCUAUUCAAUCUUUUUUUCUAUUUUUUUAAAUAAAUUUUUUUGGUAUAGGUUGUUUUUCCUGUUUCUUCAAAAAUAUUGAAUGAUUUUUUUGUUUCUCAAAUUUCGGUUUUCGCAAUUUUUCUGUUCAGAUUAAUCUUGAACUUCUAAGAAAAGACGAAGUUUUUUGAAGAAGUUUUUUGUCUUGUUUCUCACACUUUUUUUUCUUUUUUGUAGUUAAGAAAGAUAGAAGAAACAAGAAAAAGACACCUACAUUUUAUUGGAAGGGCCGUAAUAUUUUGCGUGUGAAACAUAUUUUUUUCAAAUUUUUUGAAUUUUUUUCGAAAAAAACGAAGAUUCGGUACAUUAUAUGAGAUCCUGGUAUCUAUUGGUUCAAAAAAACCCGUUUUUCUCGUUUAUUUGCGACUUUUUCUUAUCACCAAUAGCAAACUUGGAGUUUAAAGUUGACGUUUUUAUUUUAAAUUUUUAUACGCCAUUCCACAAUCUGCACGUAAAAUAAAAUAAAGAAGACAUCAAAAAAUCGUAUAGAUCGCGGAAACGCCUGGAGAUGUCUGAAAAGACGAUGCUAAGUAUCAAAAAAGAAAAAUUCCAGUCACGAGGUCGAGCAAGACGUGCCGGAGCUCGAUACGUCGUUCUGGUGCCGGAGGACGACUUGGAAGAGUGUUCCAAAGAUUUCAAAGACUUUAACCUUAUCGAGAAGGUCUAGAACAUUUCUGAGACGGAACCUUGAAGAAAUCUGGGGUUUCAGCUGCUGCUCCGUCGAUACCAAAGCGUUCACAACCCCGUGGAGGAGGCCGUCCCAGACGACGUCGACAAUUUGGUUCCUCCCUACGUUGUUCCUGAGACCAAGGCUUCUGUGAAGCUCAGCAACGCCAUUCAGCUUGUUAACAGGUGAUUUAAAAGCUCAAAAUAAAAUGAAAAAGUGUCUAUUUUUAAAUGUUUUUAAGCUUGAAAAUCUUUCAUUUGCAGUCAAAUAAAAAAAAUCUUUUAGUAUCCGCGAAAACCGUCUUGAUCUUGUUGUAAAAAAAAUUUUUAAUUGAAAAAAAUUGUACAUUAUUUUUUUAAAAAAAUGAAGGAAAGGAAGACACAUGAGUCAUUUUUGUCAUAUUUUUUUGUUUUUGUUCAAUUUUUUUAAUUUUUCGGGACCUUUUUUGUCUUGAUUAUUUAUCCUCUUUACCUUCAAAUUUCUAGGCUCAAACGAUAAAUAAGAAAAACAAGUUUUGUUUUCCAGGUACUGCAGCAAACUUCCAUCGGACAUUUUCACGCAACUCGUGCCCCACAACAAGAUCAUUCCGGUGCAAUCCGAAGGUAGAACGACCUACCUGGCCGAACUUCUGCUGCCCAUCAACUCGCCGAUCAAACAAUCCAUCUGUCUCCAGACGCCCAUGUCCACCAAGAAACUCGCCCAGAUGGCAGUCGCCUUGGAGGUUUUUUUCAGAUUGGUCCCUUAGAAGUGAGCUUUGGAUCUAUUGGGUUCCUAUUUCAUUCCUUAGCUAUGGUUUUAUGACUUCUUCUGUGCAUUCAUAUUGGUGACAGAUCAUAUCUACUUCAUAUUUUAAAAUUUAUCGCUUAUUCUCAAUCAACAACUUUGAAAAGAUAAGUAAAAAUGGAAAAAAAGUAGUGUUUCUAGUUCCUUUUUACAGUCCGUUCCCUUUUUUUCAUAACAUAUUAGGCCAACCAUCGCUUAAAUAAGAGAAAUAGUUUGAAGAAAAUUUUGCCACCUCCGAAAACAUAUUUGAGUCACUUUAAUUUAGAAUUAGUUUUUCCAGGUAAAUUGUUAGAUACUCUUCAACUCGUGCAAUAGAUUUGCUCAUGAUUCUGAGUUUUUCCAGGCAUGCCGACAGCUCCAUCGACAGGGCGAACUCGACGACAAUCUUCUCCCAAAAGGACGGGAAACCAUCGCCAAACUGAUGCAGGAGAUCGACGAGGAGCCCGACGAGUACGCCCCGGGGCUUUCCGCCAAAGUCGGAUCGGCCAAGCGGAAGCAGCUCUACGAUAAGAAGGUCCAAUAGACGAGCGAUUUAAAAGGAACUAUGUAUUCAAAAAUCAACCCUGAAGAGCUCACUUUGAUUGCACAGUAUACAGAGCUUUUUUUGCGCUCUUCGCUUAAAGACCAAUUUUCUGAAGUUAUACGGUACUUUUGGUCAGAAAAAAGGGAUAAGCUGGCGAUGAAGUCUUUUAGGAAGCAUCACACAUAAGUUGAUUCUUGAAAGAAUAGAUAUAAAAACUUAAUUUAAAGCUGAACUUUCUUCAUGGACUUGGGUUGAUGGCUGAACUGAUAUUUGGAAGUUACUUUGUUCCAAGAUAUUUUUUUUUUGAAGAAAACCUAUCAGGAAACUGACCUUCAAAAGGUCGUCGGAGUGUAUUUGGCCUUGAAUUUUUGGGAAAUUUGGUUGAUUUGAGGUGGCGCGAGCUCUGAACGAAGCUCUGCCACAGGCCGGAAAACCCUGCUACAUCUACGUCUUCGACAUGGAAAGGGUCAAGGAGGCCGCGGCCUUCACCAAUCCGAAAAGAAGGAAAUUCGCCAAUCCCGGCGAUUAUGACUAUCUUUUCGGCAUCGUCAGCUCGGUUCUUCUGCCCAAGGUAUCAGGAAUGGAAAAUUUUUUUUAAGUGCUUUCAUUUUUUUUCAGUGGUUAGUGUCGGUUAGCUUGAAAAAAAGCGUUUCUAGUGGUGUCGGAAAAGUUUUUCGAGCUCCUCUUUCCUUUAAAUUUAGAUUUUUUACCAGUUUCCCAGCUCUUCUGUGGUUUUCUGUAGAGAACCUGAGCGUUGAAAAAAAAUGAUGAAAAGCCCAUUUUUCACUGAUAAUCCAAAAAAAGUUUACAAAACAAGGUUUUUAUUUUUUUUUUUUCUUGAAAGGUAUAAUGCGUUUUUCUCAGCAGUCAGCUCAAUGAAAUCCCGAUUUUUUUUUCGAAAAGUUUGAGCUAUUUCCAAAAGGAAAGUUCCAGUUACGAGCAUUUUUCUUUUGAGAAAACGAAAAAGUGUCUCUGCCCGUCUUUCAGAUAAUUUUCAUCUAGAAAGGUGAUUUUGAGGUCCCUCCGUUCCCGAUUUUCCUCCGCCAAGGUGACAUGCGAGUUCACUUGACUUUGGCCCCAGAUCAGGUCGUUUUGGAUGUGGAGACUUUGGAAAAUCUCACACAGUUCCACGAUUAUAUUUUCACUCGAGUUUUGCAACUCUGCAAGGUUUAGAAGAAAAAAUCAUUCAAUUGUAAGAAAAUCUUCAGAUUGAUCUGAUUUUCGAGUUGUGCGGCUCAACUCCCUGCAACUGCCUCGUUGUCCCGCUAAACCGGGGUUUUUCUCGAUUUUGGCUCAAUCCCAUGCUGAUUCAUCUGAUUUCAGUAUUGGAAGGACCUAAUGUGAAAUUCAACAUCAACAUGAAAUACGUGCAAGACGUCGUCUGCAAUCGAGGGAAGAUGCCCCGAAUUCCGGACGACGAAGCCCGGAGAAACUUCAAAUUCCGAGAGGAAAACUUCAAAGACGCUAUAGUGAUGCCUUGGUACAGGAACGUCGAUCAUCCCGUCUUUUAUUAUGUCGCGGAGGUGAUCUCCUCGAAAAAAUAUAAAGAUAGAGAUAAAUUGUGUAGGUUCUGCAUGGAAUGUCGCCGUCGUCCAGGUUUCCCGACGAGAAUUACUCGUCUUUCAACGAAUAUUUCAUCAAAAAAUACGCCAUCGAGAUUUAUGACCAGCAGCAGUGUUUGCUCGACGUCGAUUUCACUUCUGUGUAAGUUUUUGGGAGAUCUUUGAAUGAAGCUAAAAUGCUUAUGACAGAAAAAAUAUCUUGAAAAAAUGUCGGAACAACUGAGAAAUGUGUAUUGUGAAUGAAAAGAGAUGAUAAAAAGGCUUAUUUAUACCAAAUCAUGUGCCGAAAUGUUAUUUAUUUCUUUUCAAUUGUGAGGAAAUUGUUCCUGAAGCCGCGUUCAGAGUAACUUUGCGAAAUUCAAAAAAAUCCAUCAAUUUUUAAAAUUUAGUGUUUUUUUUUCACCCUCUGAUGUCUAUUUUGAAUUUUGCUGAGCCAUUUUGAACACGGUUUGUUUGGUUCACUCAAAAAGGUUUGAAAAAAAUUGCAAUUGGAAAAAUCUGCAUGUUUUGUAGAAUUUGUUUGUGAUAUAAUGGAAUCAGGGGUUUUAGAGAUUUUGUAGUGGAAAUUUCGUACGUUUUCAGCGAUUCCUCUGUCUAGAAAAACAUUUUUCUUUCUAAAAACUUGGGAGACUAAUAUCUUCCAAAAAAAAAGCUUAUGGCCAUAUUUUUCAAAGCAAAAAUCAAGUCGCUUAUGUUAAAUUUGGAGGUUUUCUUUGAAAUUUUCGUCGUCAGCACCACACAAAAUAGGUGUAGAUUGAGUGUUUUAGAGUCAAUCUAUCUCAGCUAAAGCACGUUAAUUUUCCCAUUUUCCAAUCUGAUCUUUUUUUUUUGAAAAGUAUGUAGAUCUCUUGUCUAGACAAUUUUCUUCUCCAACUAUGCGAAGAAAAAAUGACCUGAUUCAGACGAUUGAACCUGCUGCACCCAAGAGUGACGGCGAUGAAAAAGUUGGCGAGAGAAGCCGCGUCGGCGUCGGCGUCGCCUUCAGAUGCCUCCGUCAACGAGAAUAUUCCGAACCCCCAACGACAGAUUCUGGUCCCGGAACUCAUGGACGUGCAUCCGAUCUCGGCGACUCUUUGGAACUUGAUAUCCUCUCUUCCCAGCGUCUUUUACAGGUCUUUUAGAUAUGGUUAUCCCGGCUUGAAAGACAAUUCUUGAAGCAGCUUGAGUGGUCCCUAUAGGGGCAACCUGAGAAGUCCUUGAAGUUCCCCCUCUAGGGACCGCUUUAGCUCCCUAUAGGGGGCCCUCUGGCGCUCCUAAGCAUGGGCAGAUUCGAAAAAAAGAGAAAAGCAUAAAAAAAGUUGACUGGCGCUUCAUUUCGAGUUACAAAAACCGCGUCGCGUACGCAACACGUCACUCAUGCCAAUCUACUCGAAUCGCCUUUCAAGUCGACAAAAAUUCAAUAUAAUCUUGAAAAUUCCUAAAAACAUGUUUGAAGACUCAACAAUCUUCUACUUGCUGACGAGCUGAGAGAGCGCAUUUUGGUCAACGCCUUUGGGAAGAAAAUCGUUUGAAUUCAUUCAAUUUCCAAAAGAAAAUGUUUUGAAAUACAGGAGGAAGUGAAAGUGGAAGAUGAUCUGGAAUGGGGAUCUCUGACCUAUCCGGCAACCUACGAGGAAAGACAGUCGUUGAUCGUCAACCAGAUCCAGAAGAUGAACAAGAAGACGUCGUUUUCCUACGACAACAAUGACCCGAUCCCUGAAAAUGUCCGACUUUCUUUGUCUUCUCCCUCCGAAUCUUCUAUUUUUUCAGUCGUUCGAAAUUGGUGUUUGGGAUCCGUCGGACGCUGAGAAAAUGGGCCUCACGUUCACUUUGAGGAAUGAAAAUGUGCCGCUCGAUCCGGACGAUGAGAUGGUUCGAUUUUGAACUUUAUUCGGGAUCUCACUUUUUAUUGUUGAAAAUUGACUUGUAAGUACGUGGUUUUUAUUUUUUUCAAUUAGUUUUGGUGUUUUUAUCGCUGGGACUCCAGAGUGACCUCGAAAACCUUAGAAAAACCACGAAGUUCCUCCUUUUAGUGCCAUUAUUUUUGUCAAUUUUUGUUAUCAGGAAGCAUGGAAGCUUUUUCCGACGAAUUUGAAAGGAUUUUUGAGAAAAGGUCUUUCAGAAUAUUUUUUUCAUGUUGAAUGGAAUAAUUUCUUUUUUCAGUUGUAGUUACAUCUUUUUGCAGAUUUGAAGAUGAAAAAUCUUCAAAAAAGGUCAUUGUUAAGGAAAAUCAUGUUUCGAUAGCGAAGAAUUGUGAAUUUUUGGAAAUUCAAGCUUUUUCUACUUUUUCAAACUCGCCCUUCUUUUUUUAGUUAUGAAUCUAUGAAUCAAAAAGAAAAAAAGUUUUUUUCAGAUUGGACUGAUGCCUACGGGCGAUUUGACGACUUCUGGAGACUUGUCAGAUGAAGAAGACGACAUGCACGACCUGAUCAUGUUUGAUUACAAGAAUCAGUUGGAAAAUCGUGUCGGUUGGUUUUUUUAAAAGGUUUUUUAGAAAGUCAUUCAAUUCCAAGUUUCAUCUGAAUUUUUUCAAAAGUUCAGUUUUGAUUUGAUUCCGCAUCUCAUGAAAUUCCAGAAGUGAGUCCUGACUUUGCCACACCUCGAGCCGACAUUGAAGUAUGUGGUUGGGGAGACCCGAUCGAUGAGGCUGCAGAUUCGCCUUUCGUCAGUGUUUUCCCAAAAAAUCUCUAAAAUUGCACAGAUUUUCAGCAAAUAAUUGAUAUGACCCAAGGCCAAUCGACUGGAGUCAACUUCAAGGCGUUGGUCGAAGACGUCGGAAGAGUUUUCGCCCCGGUGACGUCACAAAAUGAUUCUGGCAGUACGACAGUACCUCCACCGCCGAUACUUCUGGAGCAGACCAAGAGAAACGCCGAAGUCCGUUUUUUAGGCCUUUUUGAAGCUCAGCUCUGAUUUUUGGGCUUGAGCUCACAAAAAAAGUUUAAAAAAACUCUCUUACAAAAUGUUUUGACUCAUUUUUUUAAAAAAAUUUUUUUCAAGUUCUUAAUUUUUUUCAUUUUUCAUUUUUUUCAAUUGAUGGCAACUUUUUGACACUUCAGAAGCAGGCCAAAAAAAUUCCGAAAUUGAUUUUUGCCUCUGAAAGUUCAGCUCAGAAAUUAGAGCUUGGGAGCUUGUGCUUACAGAAAAAAAUAAGACUUGGAAAAAAAGUUGAAGGAGAAUUUUUCAUAAAUCGGUUUUUUUGGCAUUUUUCUACGAAAAAUUAUCGAAUAUAAUUUAUUUUUAUUUUUGCCGAUAAUGGCUUAUUUUUUUGACUUUCUUCAAUUACUUCGAACUUACAGUUUUUCCUUAAUGGUUUGCUUAUAAAACGAAAUAAAAUCAAUGAGAAAGGAACACAGAGGAAAAAAAAAGCAUAAGCUGUACUUUUAUUCCGAGAGGUCUAGGAUUUCGUUUUCAGGCACGAAAACUGCUUGAAAACGAAUCAACGGAAGAGCGGGAAAAGUCGAGAAGAACUGAAGAAGUGAUCGACCUCGACGAGUUCGACGAAGACGACGACGCCGAAUCCGAAGACUUCGUCAAAGUGGAACCUGCGUCGGACGAUGAGUUCGAACUGCUCGACAAGGGCGAGAAAAGGAAAAAGGAGUUGGACGAGGCCGUCGUCGCCGCAGAAGCGCCCCACAAGGCAAGAUUUUAUUGUCGAUUUCGUCUUUUCGUGGACUUCUUAGCCUUGGCUUCCAGUUUAAACAUCAGCCAUUCUUUUAAUGAUGUAAAAAAUCAGCAGCUCUGCUUCCAAAAACCUUCUUUUGCUUGCCUCCAAAAUUUGGAAAUGAUAACUUCACACGUUUCAUGUCACGUCUGAGAGAAGGAGUUCAGACUUGCGGAGUUUCUGCUCCCAACCCCAACUGCCGAUUCUCCUUCGACAAGGAGUCUCCGCAUUCCGUCGCGAUGCAGAAGAGAAUCGGGAAAACGAACAUGACGGUCGCUUCGGAGAUUUCCCACGGCAGCGAGAAUCUCGGCUACGGAGUCUCGCCUUGUCUUCUGCUCACCGCCCUCACUACCUCUAAUGCUAGUGAUGGUGGGUUUUUUUUUUCAGAUUAUUUGAACAGGAAAAACAGUAAAAUAGAAAAGACCACUCUAAUCUUUAGUGGAAGAAAAGCAGUAUAAAAAGUUUGAGCCUUUAAUUUUUAAGCAUAGUAUGUAUAGAGAUACAAACCUACUGGUUAUUAUAUUUUUUUAAAUUCUUUAAAUGUUACGAAUCGAAUAUUUAGAUUCGAACUACAAGUUCCAUUAUUUUUUUACAAUAGGCUUAUUAGAGACCAUAUAUAGAAGAAAAAGAAGUCCGUCAAUUUUUUUUCCGAGUUUUUUUUUUAUUAUCAAAGUGUAAGCAAUCAUUCGAUUUUCGUAUGACAAAUGAAUCAGAAAUGUGACUUUUUUCAAGUCAUUUUCAUCAAUCAACUGCUCAGGCAAGUCCAUUCUGACACGUGAGUAAAAAAAAAAUCUAAAUUUCAUUUCUCAUUUUAUCCCUUUGGCCUUCAAAAUUAACUCCAAUUCUAUUUAUCGUGUCUUUGAACGGUAAAAAAUUUGUAGGAAUCAGUCUGGAACGGCUGGAAACAAUCGGCGACUCGUUCUUGAAAUACGCCGUCACGGAUUAUCUUUUCCAUCAUCAUUUUGAUCAACAUGAAGGAAAACUUUCGUUUGCUCGUAGUAAAGAAGUUUGUAGGAUUGUUUUUGACGGACUUAUGGUUAAUUUCAAGGUUUCCAACUGCAAUUUGUACCGUCUGGGAAAGAAACUCGGAAUUCCGCAGUUGAUCGUCGGCGCUAAGUUCGAGCCGCAUGAGACUUGGCUUCCUCCUUGGUAGGCUUUCUUCUUCUUCAUAUCUCAAGCCUAUUUGAUUCUUCCAGCUAUGUUCCGGUCGGUCAUUUCAAAGCGCCCAACUCGGCGGACGCCGAGGAGAAAGAUCGGGAAAUCGAAGAACUUUUGGCCGGCCGCCAAGUCGAAGAAAAGCCGACGAAGGCCACUGGAUGGGACGAAGCCAGCAAAGAUAUCAAAUCGACGACGGAUGGCGUUGAGACUAUCAACUUCCCGAAGGUGGGAAAUUUUACGUGAUAGUCUAUUUUUCUGACUUCAAUUCAUUGUAGUAACUUUUGCUGUCGCUUUUUGAAAAAAAUUGAAACAAAUAAGUUGUGAUAUUUUAUUUGUUUAAUGAAGUAUUGCUUCCAGCAACACGCCACCGCGGGACCAACCGAAGAAAUUUCUCCCUUGCCAUACAAUUUGUUGACCCAGCAGAACAUUUCCGACAAGUCCAUUGCUGACGCCAUGGAAGCUCUCAUCGGAGCGCAUUUGCUCGCUUUGGGACCUAAAUUCACGCUACAGGUACUAGGAUAAUUAUUUUAAUUGAAAGUUGAGUCGAGAAUCUAGUGGUCAGGCUAGAAAUGCAGGCGAAGAGGGGGGUUCCGAAGAGACGCAGAUUUAUUUUCUCUAAUACCUCUCUGGUUUCCGUGAUCUCUCGCUAAAAAUGCAAUUGGUAGCCUAAUUUUUUAUGAGUCUCGAAGAGUGAUAUUACUAGCAGAAGACGUUAGAACUUGAGAGAGACUAUUCAAAAAAAUGCCUUGUUCAUAGUAACUUCCGCGUUAUUCAAAAUUAUCUCUGACAAUCCAAAAAUUGGUUAUCUUUCUCACUCUCUGACUGCUAUUUUGGAUUUCGCGGAAUUACUUUGAAAACACCAUAACGGAUGUGAAUUAAAACGCGCCUUUCAGUUUUCCAGCUUUCAAGACUUUUUUCUAACGACGCAAAAGAGAAAUUCCAGUUUCCAGUCACCUUUUCGAUGUCUAUAUAAUUUUCAAGGUCAUGAAAUGGAUGGGUCUGAAAGUUCUGACGGAAAAAGCCGCGAUAACAUCGCCGUUGCUGCGGUUCCUCGACACGCCGGAGGACCCAGAACUGUCGACCAAGUCGCUGAACAGCCUCUGGAUGCAGUUCCAGUUCAAUGAGCUCGAGAAGAAUAUCGGGUACUCGAAAAAGAACUUAAGGGUCAAUCAGAGAGGACUUUUCCAGGUAUCACUUCAAAGACAAGGCCUUUCCUCGUUCAGGCUUUUACCCAUGCCAGUUACUACAGCAACCGGGUCACCGGAUGCUAUCAGGUAGAGCUUUUAAAAGGAAAAUACGUGUGAAAAAUUAGCUAGGAGGGUUGAUUUAUCGCUUAUUCGAGCCUGUUUUCAUAGGAAAAGUCAAAUGUUUCUUAAAAGUUUUGUUUGAAAACAAAGUUCCCUUUCACCUGAUAAGUUUCAGAAAAAAAUUUAUUUUAAAAAUAUUUUACAAAAAAAUUGAGACUUGUAAGACUAUUAUUGAAGAAAACUAGAAUGCCAAAACUUUGGAAAUUAAUUAACAUAAGGGCUUGGAUGAUAUUAGAAAAAAAUAUAACAUUUAUUUUUUUCGCUUUAAAAAGCUUUAUUCUAAAUUUUUUUAGUAGCUCUAUCUUCAAUAAGGGUAAAUUUUUGAAUAUUUUUUUAUUCUUGACUAACGUGAAAACAGACUUGUAAAAAAAGUGAUUUAAUAAUCUAAGACCUCUCUGAAAAAGGGAUCUGUGCUUGUGAUUUUCUCUUUUCCAAACUGAUUCGAAUAACAAAAUCUGUUCCGAUUUCAACUUCACAGCUCCUUCAAAAAUUUUAAAACCCUUCUGGACAACGGAAUGAAUUGUUGGUCAGCAUCCCUAGAGGGCUACUUUGAAAAAAAUCAUUAAUAAAUUUCAAUAUACUUACUCGUGUCCUUUUUUAUCAACUGUGAUGAAUUUGUUAUAUACUCUUUUUCAGUGAAAUCACUCGUGAGGGUGACCCAAAACCGAUUCUUAACCAGCUAUAUUACAAAAAAACAAUGCUUUUCAAAAAUAUUUUUUUAAAAAAAGUUCUAUUAUUUUUCUUCCCAGAGACUGGAAUUCCUCGGCGACGCCGUACUCGACUACAUGAUCACCCGAUAUUUGUUCGAAGACACCCGUCAGUACAGUCCCGGGGUCCUGACUGACCUCAGAUCCGCCCUCGUCAACAACACCAUUUUCGCGAGUCUGGCUGUCAAAUACGGCUUCCAGAAGGUCCGCGUCCAUCGAUUCUUUCGGCCACGAAAAUAUUUCCAGCAUUUCAUGGCCAUGUGCCCCGGACUGCACUACAUGGUCGAGAAGUUUGUCAAACUUUGCUCGGAGAGAAAUUUCCUGGAAGCUAAUUUCAACUCGGAGGUACUGGGUUUCCAGAAAGUUGUUUCUGCGAAAGUAUAAAGUUCAAGUACAACAUAAGUUUAUACUCAAUGGUUCGGAAACAUAUCAGAAAUUUGGAAAAGGUUCGACUUUUUAUGUAGUUUUCUAGAAAGAAAACCCCAUUUGAACAAUGCUGGUAAGGUACAAAAAAAAAUGAUACACCUUAAAUUGAUGGUAUUUGAUUAGAAAAUAGGCGAUGAGCAGAAAAGGUUUGGAAAAUAAGGGUUCUUAAUACUUUGUCGCCAUCACGUUUAUUGUAGGUAUCUCAUAAUCUGGUGGCCCUUUCAACCAGGUUUCUUAUUUGAAAGUAAUUUCCUAACCUCUCGCUCAUUUUUACAGAAUUUCAAGAGGUGGCAUUAAAAGAUCCAUCAUCAAAAUUUAUGUACUUUUUAAUAUUUUUGUCACUGGUUUUGAUCGACCUUGAUAAUGAACAGGAUAUUAAUGAUAAACCUUUAAAAGUAAGGGACAUGCAUGACCCCUUUUCAAAAGUCGUUUUAAUUGCUAAACUGAAACUUGAUACUAAUUUAAGACUCAUUGAGUUCUUCUUUUUUCACGUCUAGUUUAGAAGAACCUUUUUGAAUUUUAUGCUGACAACCUUCUGAAAAUGAAAUUUCAGAUGUACAUGGCGACAACGGAGGAGGAGAUCGACGAAGGCCAAGAAGAAGACGUCGAAGUUCCCAAGGCGAUGAGCGACAUCUUCGAGAGCAUCGCUGGGGCCAUUUAUUUGGUUUGACAAGAACCCGAACCUGAUCUUCCAACAAAAGAUCUUUCAGGACAGCGGAAGAGAUCUGGACGUCGUUUGGAGGGUCAUCUACAACCUGAUGAAAGACACGAUCGAAGAAUGCUGCGAAAAUCCGCCGCGAUCUCCGAUUCGAGAGCUGAUGGAGCUCCAGUCGAGCAAGGCUAGAUUCAGGUUCAGUUUCAAGUCUUCUGUGCGGUCGUUUUCAAGAAUUCGAUCAGUUAUUUGACGAAGGAAGGUUUUUUCAGCAAGUUGGAAAGAAUCAUUGAAACGGGAAAAGUUCGUGUGACGGUGGACGUCGGCAAUAACAUGAGGUUCACGGGUAUGGGCAGGAACUACCGGAUCGCCAAGACGACUGCGGCAAAACGGGCACUGAGGUAAAAUAAUCGGCUAUCUAGCCAGGAGAAAAAACAUGAAAAGAUAGUCGAGUAUGAAUGAGCUUGAGCGGUAUCAACAGAAAUUGAAAAAAAAAGCAAAAUUUGAACAUGUCAUGGAGCGCGCAUUCACAACCACUUUUUGCUGAAAAAAAAUUUUUUUCCGCUCAUCUUCUCUAAUUUUUCCACGGCAUUUUUAUCACUCAUUUCGCAGCAAAAAAAAAUCUGUCUUGAAAAGUAAACUUUAAAUAUUCGCAUGUACGCUUCAAUGAUUCAAUAAAAUUAGUUAUUGUGUUCUUGAACUCAUCAACUUCUUUUUUUCCUUUGUGAGAGCUCAUCUGAUUCCGAUCUAUACUUUCAGAGAUGUACAGAAGUAGCUACCAAGUCUUAGGAAAAUAAAUCUUGAAAAAAACCUUUCUUACAAAUAUUUCUCUAUAAACUUUCAGGUAUACUUUUUCAAUAUUUUUGUCAGUGGAGCGCAAUUUUUCUGAAUUACAUCGUUUUCUCAAAAAAAUUCUGGAAUUUUUUUAUUUAUGGAUAACGAGUUACAAGAGUCUCUCAUAUACAAGUACCAAAUCAAUAGUUCAAUUUUUAAAUUUAUAUUUUUAAUGAAAUCGAUUUCCUUGAAGUGACCAAAAAAAUGCUUGAAAUUUAAGACUUUCAAUUGUAAAUUUUCGCGAGUUUAGAUUCUUGCUGCUCUUUUUUUCUGGGUGUUCUCAUAGCUACCUACCUUUUUUUCUUUAUUAUAUACCAAAUUUUUGAUUAAUGACUGUUUGAAAAAAGUUCGGAUUUGCAUAAAAAGGAGUUCAGUUUGCAAUCUUCUUCCCUGAAAUUCCAAAAAUCAUCUAUAUUUUUCCUCACUUUCUGUUCAAAGCAGUGGUCCAAAAAGGUUUUCUUCCAGAUACUUGAAGACUCUCGAAGAGCAAAAACGGAAGGCGAACCUAGUACAAGAAGGAGUCUAA